GAGGGAGAGAGGGGGAAAAAAAGAGUGAAGAGAGACAAGGGAGCCGCCGCCACCGCUGGACGGAGCGACGUCCCGGAGAAAAGAAACGGAGCCUGGGCUUGAGGUGGAGGCUUAAAGAAAAAGAAAACCCGAAGAUCAAGUGCUAUUUGAAGCGUUAAAAGGAGGGAACGUCUGCAAAGCACAACUGCCGCCGGGGCCAGAAUAAAUCUUAACGGCUGUAAAUAUCCUUAGUCUGAGAGACUUUUGUGUUAAAGAUGACUUUGAAAUAUAUCAUUUACAUUGGACUGAUUUGCUGUUGCAUGUGGGGCGGACUUGCCCAAUCAGAUCCCAGUGAGUGUUUGAAAGCCAAUGCCAAAUCAUGUGGAGACUGUAUACAAGCUGGUAGAAAUUGUGGAUGGUGCACGAAAAAUGGAUUCUUGCAGCAGGGCGAACCAAACUCUGCACGGUGCGAUGACAUAGAAUCAUUAAAAAAGAGAGGAUGUGAAGUUGAAGAUAUUGAAAAUCCCAAAGGUUCACAACAUGUAGAUGCAAAUAAAGAACUUACUGGACGUACAAGUGGCGAAAAGGUAGAGCUGAAAGACAUUACACAGAUCAGACCACAGAAGCUAACUCUGAAAUUACGAUCAGGAGAGCCACAAACCUUUCCACUGUACUUUAAGAGAGCAGAGGACUAUCCCAUUGAUCUCUACUAUCUUAUGGACCUCUCCUUUUCCAUGAAGGAUGACUUAGAAAAUGUAAAGAAGUUAGGAACAGAAUUGCAGACUGAAAUGCAAAAGAUAACUUCUGAUUUCCGAAUUGGAUUUGGUUCGUUUGUGGAUAAAACUGUGAUGCCUUACAUCAGCACAACCCCAGCCAAAAGGAAAAAUCCUUGCUCAAGUGGUGAAGUGUGUACAAGUCCAUUUAGCUACAAAAAUGUCCUAUCAUUGACCAAUGAUGGAUCAAAGUUCAAUGAACUUGUAAGCAACCAGACUAUUUCUGGGAACCUGGACUCUCCAGAAGGAGGUUUUGAUGCUAUAAUGCAGGUGGCUGUCUGUGGGGAAAAAAUUGGCUGGCGCAAUGUCACUCGAUUGCUCGUGUUCUCUACAGAUGCAGGGUUUCACUUCGCUGGAGAUGGUAAACUAGGUGGCAUUGUUUUACCAAAUGAUGGGAAUUGCCAUCUUGAUACACAGGGUCUCUACACCAUGAGUGACCAUUUUGAUUAUCCAUCCAUUGCUCAUUUGGUGCAAAAACUUGGUGACAACAAUAUUCAGCCUAUUUUUGCUGUCACAGAGGAAUUCAAGGGUGUGUACAAGGCACUCCAUGAUCUCAUUCCAAAAUCUGAAGUGGGGGUUCUAUCAUCAAACUCCAGUAAUGUAAUCAAGCUGAUCCUUGAUGCUUAUCAUGCUUUGUCAUCAGAGGUUAUCCUGGAGAACAGCAAAUUGCCAGAUGGAGUGUCAAUACAUUAUACAGCCUUUUGUAAAAAUAAUACUGUUAAUACAGGGGAAGAAGGCAGGAAGUGUUUAGGCAUUCAAAUUGGUGAUGAGGUGAGCUUCAACAUAAGUAUCACAGCAAAGAAAUGCCCAAAUAAUGGUGAAAAAGCAACUAUUCAAAUUAAACCUCUGGGAUUUAAUGAGAAGGUAGAAAUUGAUCUCGAAUUUGUUUGUGAAUGUGAUUGCCAUGAGAAGGGAAUUCCUAAUAGCCCAGAUUGCCACCAGGGUAAUGGAACAUUUGAAUGUGGAGCAUGCAGAUGUAACAAAGGACGGAUUGGUCGAUUUUGUGAAUGCAGCACUGAUGAAGUAAAUAGUGAGGAUAUGGACGCUUCCUGCAGAAAAGAUAAUGCAUCUCUAAUCUGUAGUGACAAUGGAGAUUGUAUCUGUGGGGAAUGUGUCUGCAAAAAGAGAGAAAAUCCUAAUGAAAUCAUCUCCGGCAAAUAUUGUGAAUGUGAUAACUUUAAUUGUGACCGAUCCAAUGGAUUGAUUUGUGGAGGAAAUGGUGUCUGUAAGUGCCGGGUGUGUGAAUGCAACCCCAACUAUUCUGGCAAUGCUUGUGAUUGCUCCCUGGAUAAUUCAACGUGCAUUUCAAAGAAUGGACAGAUGUGUAAUGGGAGAGGCACAUGUGAGUGUGGUCGCUGCAAAUGCACUGAUUCUAAAUUCCAAGGAGCUGCGUGUGAAAUGUGUCCAACCUGUCCUGGAGUAUGUACAGAACACAAGGAUUGUGUUCAGUGUAAGGCUUUUAAUAAAGGACCCAAGAAAGAUAUAUGUGAUCAAUGUGAGUUUGAUGUGAUACCGGUGAAAAACCAGGCUGAUUUGCCACAACCAAGCCAAGAUUCACCGAUCCUUCAUUGUAAGGAGAAGGAUGAAGAUGACUGUUGGUUCUACUUUUCCUAUUCUGUUAAUGACCAGAAUGUUCCAGAAGUUCAUGUUACAGAAACCCCAGAGUGUCCACAAGCACCUGAUAUAAUUCCAAUUGUAGCUGGUGUGGUUGCUGGUAUUGUCUUGAUAGGUCUUGCCCUGUUGCUGAUAUGGAAGUUACUGAUGAUCAUUCAUGACAGAAGGGAGUUUGCAAAAUUUGAAAAAGAGAAAAUGAAUGCCAAAUGGGAUACACAAGAAAAUCCUAUUUACAGGAGCCCUAUAAACAUAUUCAAGAAUCCAAAUUAUGGGCGUAAAGUUGCUUCUUUCUAAAUCUGGUGAAAAUCCAAUCUACAAGAGUGCUGUGACGACUAUUGUCAACCCAAAAUAUGAGGGAAAAUGAUGGACUUUGUGCAUUUUUUUCUGAGGGUUCCUUCUUGUUUUAUUGAGGCUAUGGAUAAUGGGGUUUGGGAUUUACUUUUGUAGCCACAAAAAUAGCUUUAGAUCUCAUUGCAGUGAUUUACUAACCGACGUAAGUUUUUCUAUGCAGAUUUUGAAAUGUGUACAGUAUGUGUAAAGAAAGAUUGCUUUUUUUUUGAAGUUUUAAUUUGAAGAGGAUGGGAAGGCAGGUUUUAGAAUGGAAUAUGUUUGUAUCAAUAAAACAGCUUUAUUUUAGAUUUUUAAUGUUUUAUUUCGCCCCAGGAAUUUGGCUUUCCAGAAUUCCUUUGUAAAUUGUCUCAACAGUAUUUUAAACUAGGCAAAACAUUUGAAAACCACAAAAGAAUCACCCUCAUUUAUCGUGCCAAAAUACGUCUCUCUUUUUUCAGUAAUCAAUACAAACUGUGCAAUUGUCUAUUGUGACUCAAGUCACUCACAUUCUCUUCAAUGUGUUGAGCACCCUUUCAAUAAGGGCCCUUCAGUAGCAGUCCAUGCUGUUUAGUUUUGAAACAUUAUAUUAUGUUAGACAUGUGGCAGAAAUAUAUUUGGCCAAAUAUGGACAUUAUUAUUUAAAAUUGUAAAUGGCUUUGCUGAAUCAUGACAGAUGAAAUUGUUAGAUUUUUGAAAUUAGAUGCAAGCCUUUGUUGAUGUGUAAUUGUGCAGACUUACCUAAUGUAAGUACUUUACAACUACCAAUAGUUUCCUUUUUUCAUCAGCAUACAUGACCGUCACUUCCAUUUCAAAACAGGUUGUCCUCAGUAUUUGCAAAAACUCAGAUUCUCGUGUUCUGUUGACUAUUAGUACUAAUAAGGUGCAAGCAAAUGGUAACUCAGAUUCAUACUAAAUAUGGCUGUUUAUAUUAAUUCUCCCUACGUUGUGACUUACUUCACUCAGAUCACAUUCUUCUUUUAAAGUGCCUUUUUACUUUAACAAUGUUUUCACUAUUUCUGUACACUUGAGUUAUUUAUUAAAUAAAUGACUUUAUAAAAAUAUC
Messenger RNA from Stegostoma tigrinum, 3759 nucleotides. RefSeq names its product integrin beta-1-like. The transcript is spliced from 17 exons. Gene Ontology annotation, molecular function: C-X3-C chemokine binding; integrin binding; collagen binding involved in cell-matrix adhesion. Lineage: Eukaryota; Metazoa; Chordata; Chondrichthyes; Orectolobiformes; Stegostomatidae. Bases 255 to 2660 code for a protein of 801 amino acids. The record is from RefSeq and is a predicted model, not a curated record. Gene Ontology annotation, cellular component: focal adhesion; cell surface; integrin complex. Gene Ontology annotation, biological process: cell migration; cell-matrix adhesion; integrin-mediated signaling pathway.